This is a messenger RNA of Phoenix dactylifera (date palm), 600 nucleotides long. NCBI's taxonomy places the organism in Eukaryota, Viridiplantae, Streptophyta, Magnoliopsida, Arecales, Arecaceae. The record is from RefSeq and is a predicted model, not a curated record.
AUGCAACAGCAGGUACAACAGCAGUUGCUCCAACAACAAGCGCAGUUGUCUCAGACACAGCCACAGCAAGGACGAGGGGAACAGUGUGAACAACGUAGCAAUAUUGCUGAAUUUAAGAGGCUGGCUCCUCCAGCUUUCAAGGGGACUACAGAACCGUUGGAAGCAGACAAUUGGCUUACAGAGAUGGAAAAAGCAUUUGCUGUCUUGAGAUGCCAGGAUGAUGAAAAAAUUUUGUUUGCAUCAUACAUGAUGCAAGGUGAGACAUUCAACUGGUGGCGGAUGUUGGAACAUAAAUAUGAGCAGGAUAGGGAGCCACUCACUUGGGCAAAAUUUCAAGGAGCAUUUUAUGAUAAGUAUUUUCCUCGGAGUGUAAGGACGCAGAAAGAGCAGGAGUUUAUUCAUCUAAAGCAAAGAAAUAUGACUGUUGCAGAAUAUGAAGCUAAAUUUACCGAGCUAGCCAAAUUUGUUCCAAAGUUAGUCGAAGAUGAACUAGAUCGAACGCAUAAAUUUGAGAUGGGACUAAAGACUGAAAUUAGAAAACAAGUGGUACCUUAUGAAUUGACUACCUAUGCAACUGCGGUUGUUGGGCCAGGAUUAUGA